Molecule: messenger RNA, 1825 nt
Organism: Prunus mume (Japanese apricot)
Lineage: Eukaryota; Viridiplantae; Streptophyta; Magnoliopsida; Rosales; Rosaceae
Source: RefSeq, a predicted model, not a curated record
CUUCGGCACUCCAUUACGUUAUCCAGUCCUCUUCAAUUUAGCCCUACUUUGCAAACGUAACCAACUCAUCCCCCUUCAUCCUCCAUAGCUCCCUCUCCCUCAUUCUCUCUUCAUAUUAAUAAUCCCAAUCCCUAAUUUCACCGUCUGCUCCAAACCCCAAUUUUUCCCUUCACUUCCAUAACCAGCCCUCACAAUCCCCGCCAACUCUCCGAUCUCCGACUCUCUCUCGAUUUCCCACGAUCAAAAUUUUGACACCACCAGAACUCCGAGAAUUUUCGUCCGUUUAAUUUAUCUUUUAAUUUUUGAUAUAUAAUAUUGUUUGGUUUCCGUUCAUCAAAGGCUCGAAACCCUAAUUGUAAACAAAGUUUAGCUUAUUCAAUUUUCGCGAUAAUAGAGUAUUGCAAAUUUGUGAAUUGAAAAACCGCCAGGCUUCACACGCAUUUUCUCGGUUCCCGCAUAGUUUGGCUGAUCUCGAGUUGUUGAAACAGAGAUGGUUGGCGGUGGAAGCAGGAGAGACGAGGGCUCGCUGGUCAUCAACAACACCAACGUGUUCGCGGCGCUUGAGACUCUGAGGAAGAAGAAGAAGUCCGAUAAGGAUCGCAAGAGCAAAGGGUCCUCCAAGUCUGCCCAGUCGGCCCAGCCCAAGGCGCCCGAGGCCCAGGUUUUUUGGGCUCCGGCUCCCUUGAACGCGAAAUCGUGGGCCGAUGUGGAUGACGAAGAUGAUGAUGACUAUUACGCCACAACGGCUCCGCCUCAAUCCGUUUGGGGACCUUCGGAGCCCCAGCAGAAUAAGGACAGGCCAAAUGUAGAGGAUAGUGAGAGUGAAGAAGAUAUUCUUGAUGAAGGUGAUGAUGAUGUAGAGGAAGAGCAUGAUAAUGAACCAGAGGUGCCAGUAAACCCUGAGCCAGUGCUGAAGAAGCCUGCUGAUGUUCCUGCGCCACCUAAGGAGGCAGAAAGGCAACUUUCAAAAAAGGAAAAAAAGAAAAAGGAACUUGCAGAACUUGAGGCCCUUCUGGCUGAUUUUGGAGUUACUCAAAAGGAGAGUGAUAGUCAAGAUGAAUCACGUGGUGCUGCACAAGAGAAGGAUAGUGCGCUGAAUGGAGAUGGAGAAAAGAAGGAAAAUCAGCCCGCAGAGUCCAAGAGCGCCAAGAAGAAGAAAAAGAAAGAUAAAGCUUCCAAGGAGGUGAAAGAAUCUCAGGACCAACCAAACAACUCAGGGGCAACUAAUGGACAGGGUGAAGUUACUGCAGCUGAACAAACAGAGGAGGAUACAUCAAAUGUUGAUGUGAAGGAGAGAUUAAAGAAGGUUGUAACUGCGAAGAAGAAGAAAUCUAGUAAAGAGAUGGAUGCUGCUGCGAAAGCAGCUUCUCAAGAGGCUGCUGCUAGGAGAGCACGGCUUGCUGCAGCUAAGAAGAAAGAGAAGAACCAUUACAACCAGCAGCCCGUGCGGUAAAAGCCCAGUUUCGUUCAACAUCUUAUAUAUGAACAUGUAAUUUCUCUUUGUUCAUAUGACCAAAGUUGUGCGAAAUAAAGAGUGGGUAUGGUGCUGGUUUUGUGAAAGAUGACCUUUAAUUUCAUUGUGGUGGACUAAUAGGAAGUUUCCGUUUCACUGUUCUCGAUCAUUUUUUUGCUCAGUUGUCAUGGGACGUAUGAAUCAGCCAGUUUUGCUCAUUGGAUAUUAUUCCCUGAAAAGUCGUUAACUUGAUAGCUCUCUGUAUUUUAGUUCUUCCUCCAUUUCUCUGUUACGAACUUAUUGUGUAUGAAUGGACACAAUGAGAAAUUAUUGCAUUCUAAUGGAGUGAGUUUUCCUCUUGAACUGAAACCC